UGACAAAGUCAUUAUCAAUCUGCUUCCUUAUCUCUCUUUUUAUGAAAUGAAAACAAUAAUUAUCACCUGUCUCACAAGGUAGGGUUAGAAGGAUUAAAUAUGAAAGUGCUCUGUGAAGUGUGAAACAGAUAAACUACAUAGCUGAAAUGUAUCAUGAUAUUUAUUCAAUUACACAGCACAUACUUCAUGAUAUCCACGCUAGGCUUGGAGAAACAUAAAGAAUAAGAGUUUUUAUCCUUUCAUGAACUCAAAAGCUAGAGGGUAUAUUUAGGAUAAUGGGUAGGAUGCAGCCUUCAGUCAAUGAACCUAAAGACUGGCAUAGAAUUGGCCAAAAGCAGGCUGGGGUUAGGCUACUGAAAGGUGGUCUAGAUUGAGUUACAGGGGGACAAUAACAAUCUCAAGAUGCCUUGACCUGCUAGAUGUGCCCCAAACUUUUUUUCCAGUGUGUGUGUUACCAAGGUGCGGGCUGAAGCAGUUCAAAUGCUCCAUGAGGGGGAGGAAGCUGUGGGAUGAUGGGGAGGGUUCCCACAAAGAUGGAGCCUCGUCAGCCUUUCUCCAGCACCGGAAACCACAGGAAACCAGCAAGGCCCUGCCACCUACCUUCAGGCCAUGCAGCCAUGUUCCAGGAGCCUUAACUGCAUAGAAGCCCAUGGGGCGCUCCAGACCAGCAGCCCUGCUCCUGCCUCUCCUCCUGAUAUUCAUUGACCUCUCUGACUCUGCUGGGAUUGGCUGUCCCCACCUGCCCCGCUGGAACACCCGGGGUCCUCUGGCCUCACACAUGGAUGACAGUUUCACUGGAAGUUCUGCCCAUAUCCCUUGCCACACCUGGUGGGCCUGCUUCUCCACAAAGCGUUGGUGUGCACGAGUCUGGCACUGUUCCCGCUGUUUGUGCCAGCAUCUACUGUCAGGUCACUCAGGUCUUCAGCGGGGCUUCUUCGGCCUCCUGGUGCAGAAAUCCAAAAAGCCUUCCACAUUCAAGUUCUGUAGGAAACACAAGAUCCCAGCACCUGUUCAGAGGAAGCUGCUUCUUAGUCGUCGCCUGUCUGAGAAGAGCCAUCACAUUUCCAUCCCCUCCCCAGAUAUCUCCCACAAGGGAUUUCGCUCUAAAAGGACCCAACCUUCAGAUCCAGAGGCAUGGAAAAGUCUUCCUAGAUUGGACUCACAAAGGCACAGAGGGCCCGAGUUCUCCUUUGAUUUGCUGUAUGAGGCCCGGGCUAUUCGGGUGACUAUACCUUCAGGCCCUGAGGUCAGUGUGCGUCUUUGUCACCAGUGGGCACUGCAGUGUGAAGAGCUGAGCAGUCCCUAUGAUGUCCAGAAAAUCGUGUCUGGGGGCCACACUGUAGAACUGUCUUAUGAAUUCCUUCUGCCCUGUCUGUGCAUAGAGGCAUCCUACCUGCAAGAGGACACUGUGAGGCGCAAAAGAUGUCCCUUCCAGAGCUGGCCAGAAGCCUAUGGCUCAGACUUCUGGAAGUCAGUGCAUUUCACUGACCACAGCCAGCACACUCAGAUGGUCAUGGCCCUGACACUCCGCUGCCCACUGAAGCUGGAAGCUGCCCUCUGCCAGAGGCACGACUGGCAUACUGUUUGCAAAGACCUCCCGAAUGCCACGGCUCAAGAGUCAGAGGGGUGGUAUGUUUUGGAGAAGGUGGACCUGCACCCCCAGCUCUGCUUCAAGUUCUCUUUUGGAAACAGCAGCCAUGUCGAAUGCCCCCACCAGACUGGGUCUCUCACAUCCUGGAAUGUGAGCAUGGAUACCCAAGCCCAGCAGCUGAUCCUUCACUUCUCCUCAAGAACACAUGCCACCUUCAGUGCUGUCUGGAGCCAUGAAGACUUGGGGCAGGAUACUUUGGUGCCCCCUGUGUACACUGUCAGCCAGGCCCAGGGCUCAAGCCCAGUGACACUAGACCUCAUCAUUCCCUUCCUGAGGCCAGGGCGCUGUGUCCUGGUGUGGCGAUCAGAUGUACAGUUUGCCUGGAAGCACCUCUUGUGUCCGGAUGUCUCUAACAGACACCUGGGGCUCUUGAUCCUGGCACUGCUGGCGCUCCUCGCCCUACUGGGUGUUGUUCUGGCCCUCACCUGCCGGCGCCCACAGUCAGGCCAGGGCCCAACACGGCCAGUGCUGCUCCUGCACGCGGCGGACUCUGAGGCUCAGCGGCGCCUGGUGGGAGCGCUGGCUGAACUGCUGCGGGCAGCGCUGGGCGGCGGGCGCAACGUGAUCGUGGACCUGUGGGAGGGGAGGCACGUGGCGCGCGUGGGCUCGCUGCCGUGGCUCUGGGCGGCGCGGGAGCGCGUGGCGCGGGAGCAGGGCACGGUGCUAUUGCUGUGGAGCAGCGCCGCCCUCCGCCCCGCCAGCUACCCCAACCCCGGCACCGCGCCCUUGCUCGCCCUGCUCCACGCUGCCCCACGCCCGCUGCUGCUGCUCGCUUACUUCAGUCGCCUCUGCGCCAAGGGUGACAUCCCCAAGCCGCUGCGCGCUCUACCGCGCUACCGCCUGCUGCGCGACCUGCCGCGCCUUCUGCGGGCGCUGGACGCGCAGCCUUCCGCGGAAUCCACCAGCUGGGGACUCCUCGGAGCGCGGCAGCGCUGGCGGAGCCGCCUAGAGCUGUGCAGCCAGCUCGAACGAGAGGUCGCCCAACUCGCAGACCUAGGUUGAGCAGAGCUCCACCGCAGUCCCGGGUGUCUACGGCCACAACGUAACGGGAACCCCUGAAUGAACCUUCGACCCUGGAAUCCUUGGGUACCCCAGGGACGACUGGCCUUAAAGCCUUAUUCCCUGCCUCCCAGGCCGGAAGUCCCAGCCCAGUCCCCACGCAUGUCCCUCUUCCUCCUCAUACUUUCCCUUGACAGAAAGCUCCUUUAAUCCCUGUUCUGAUAGGGGAGGGCAGGCUUCCCACUUCCUCUCCAGAACUCCAGAAAGAGCAGUGUGCUUAUGCUCCAGUCCAGGCUGGAGAGGUUGGACCCGGGGUAGGGGAGGCAGGAGCCAUGUCAGUUCUGAAGGCGGGGGGGGGGGGGGGGGGGGGGCGGUGAGAAAAAACCUCCUUGGGGGCCAGAGAAUCCUUUUCCCACACUGAGGCUCUGCCCAGAGGGAGCAAGGACUCCGGACCUAGGAAAAGAGGCUUUUGGCUCUGGGUGGUCAAGACAAUGGGAACUGGUGAUGGGGUGGGUGGGUGCUGGUGGGGGACUAAGAUCCGAAAAGAUGAAUAAAGAUAAACAUGACAAACU
This is a messenger RNA of Cebus imitator (Panamanian white-faced capuchin), 3222 nucleotides long. It is a transcript of the gene IL17RE, whose product is annotated as interleukin 17 receptor E. The coding region runs from base 650 to 2653 and encodes 667 amino acids. The record is from RefSeq and is a predicted model, not a curated record. The transcript is spliced from 17 exons. Lineage: Eukaryota; Metazoa; Chordata; Mammalia; Primates; Cebidae. Gene Ontology annotation, molecular function: interleukin-17 receptor activity.